Molecule: messenger RNA, 456 nt
Organism: Saccoglossus kowalevskii
Lineage: Eukaryota; Metazoa; Hemichordata; Enteropneusta; Harrimaniidae
Source: RefSeq, a predicted model, not a curated record
AUGAAGCUAGAUAGAAAUUAUGUCAUUUUGAAAAAUAGAAAAUUUCUUGGUUCGUUGCCGGAACAAUAUGUACGGACCAGAUCCAAACUCAGAAUACAGGAAAUGGAAAAAGAUGAGAAGCUGGAAGAAAAACCCAAAUCAUCUUUAAUUACUGAAAUUGAAGAUGGUCUGAGUGGAGAUGAAAAUAAAGGACCAGAACCAGAAUAUCAGAUACCAAGAGAGCCACCAGAAGGUCAUCCAGAAUUCCUUGUAGCAGAAAUCCAGUUACCAAAUGUUAAAUCCAGUAAGACAUUAAACCUAGAUUUAGGUGAGGAUAGAAUAUUAUUACAUGCUCAUCCCAGUCUCUAUCACCUUUAUAUUUAUCUUCCUUAUAAUCUAAACCAAGAAGACAGUGGUGCACAGUUUAAUAAAGAUAAUAAGGUACUCACUCUUAUAUUAGCAGUACAAUCAUCAUAA